Onychostoma macrolepis is the source of this 3308-nucleotide messenger RNA. It is a transcript of the gene ykt6, whose product is annotated as YKT6 v-SNARE homolog (S. cerevisiae). The record is from RefSeq and is a predicted model, not a curated record. Gene Ontology annotation, cellular component: Golgi apparatus. Gene Ontology annotation, molecular function: SNAP receptor activity. NCBI's taxonomy places the organism in Eukaryota, Metazoa, Chordata, Actinopteri, Cypriniformes, Cyprinidae. The transcript is spliced from 8 exons. Gene Ontology annotation, biological process: endoplasmic reticulum to Golgi vesicle-mediated transport. The coding region runs from base 286 to 882 and encodes 198 amino acids.
GAAAUGCCGCUUUCUGCCAGCUAGCAAGUUUCAGAAAAAAAAAUCCUCGGAUAGUUGUGAGCUGAUUAAAUACCUUCAGUAAACGCGGACUAUUCUGGAUGCCAGUGAUAUUACAAUCCAUAAUACAAAUAAUAAUCAUUUUCAAUUCCGUAAUAGCGUUCCAGAGACACCGCUGUCAGUUUAGACAAAUAAAUAAAAGUAGUUCUGAUCUGUUUAGAUUAGCUGUUAGCGGAUUAGCUUCAGUCUUGGCUGUUUUACACACAGCAGAUCCUGUUCAGAAACACCAUGAAACUCUACAGUCUGAGCGUCUUGUAUAAAGGCUCGACGAAGUCCAACCUGCUUAAGGAGGCGUAUGAUCUGUCAUCAUUCAGUUUCUUCCAGAGGUCCAGUGCACAGGAGUUUAUGACGUUCACCAGUGCACUGAUUGUUGAGCGUUCAGCAUUAGGAACCCGUGCGUCUCUCAAAGAGCAAGGGUACUUGUGUCACGUGUACGUUCGGAAUGACAAUCUUGGUGGUGUUGUGAUCGCAGACAGUGAAUAUCCCUCCAGAGUCUGCUUCACUUUACUUGAUAAGGUGCUGGAUGAGUUCUCCAGACAGGUGAACAGUAUAGACUGGCCUUCUGGUUCUCCAGCGACCAUUCAGUACACAGCACUGGACAGCCAUCUGGCUAGAUACCAGAAUCCACGUGAGGCUGACGCUAUGACCAAAGUGCAAGCAGAACUGGAUGAAACCAAAAUUAUUUUGCACAAUACAAUGGAGUCACUGCUGGAGAGAGGAGAGAAGCUGGAUGAUUUAGUUCAGAAAUCUGAGCAUCUGGGAAACCAAUCAAAAGCCUUUUAUAAAACGGCACGCAAGCAGAACUCAUGCUGUGAGAUCAUGUGAUCGCGUCAAAGUCUCUGAUUGGACUGGACUCUUCGGCCACCUCUCCCCUCUGGUUUUCUAUUUUCCCCUCUCUUUCUCUCUGUCCUGGUGUGGGCUGGUGCUUUUAUCACACAGCAGUCAUAGUGAAUACACGAGAGGGCCGAUCCGACAUUAUACAAUAAUGGGCUCAGAGGGGGCUGAUUUCCCAUGAUGCACCACACUCACUCUGCCAUUGGUUUUCAUGUUGUGUGAGAACUUGAUUUUCUUCUUGACGGUUCCUCAGGGUCUGGCACAAGCUCAAAACAGAUCCGGAUAAAAGCAUAGAGGGGCUCGAGUCAAACGUCCCCGCUGUGCCUUACUUUAGACGCAGGUGUGUUGAUAUCAGACUGUUGAAGUAGCCUUAUCAACAGAGGACACGUGAGUGAAAAUGCUGCAAUCUCUGUAUUUAGACUCAUCAUUUGGCUUUGGCAGUUUUGAAGCGCCUUGUAGAGUGAACAUGUAGCGUGAAUUCUUUUUAAAUGUGAAAACAGUAAAUAAUGUGUCAAGUAUUGAUGUUCAUAACGUUCGGAUUCUCAAUAUUGUGUGUAAGUGACUGACCAAAUGAAAUGUUUCAGAGUCUGUUUGUGAACAAUUCUAAUGCAUUUUUGGUUUGGAAAUGUAAAUAAAUGACUGAAUUGUAUCGGCUUUGGUUUCUUGCAUCAGUUGUAAUUGCAAUUUGGUUUUUAAUACUUAAGAAACAUUCCUGCAAUAUGUACAGUUGGUGGUUGAUAAUGAACAUGUUGUAAUAUUUGAGAGUAAUAAUAAAGCCUUAAAGUGUGGUUUGGUGUGAAAUCAGCCCCCUUGAUCCUCGUGAGACGGUAAACGCAGUUGUGAGUGUAAAUCUGUGCUGUGUUAGUGAUUGGUCACAUGACUCUCGCUGGACCUCUCAAAUGCUGUAUCCAAUCUAACGAUGCUUUGCUGCUAACAGCCUGAAGGCCCGACUCCUGAGUCCUGGUUUCAAGUUAAUGUGCUUUUUCUCUUUCUGUAAAGCUUAAAUGUACAUGCACAAAAGUUUGGGUAAAACCAGCAGUAUCUGGGUGAACCUGUCAAGAUCAUGUCCAGGUCUUAUUUCACCCUAAAAUCAGAAGAAAAUCUAUUUUGUUUAAAGACAAUCUCGUUUUAGACCAUUUAUGUUUUUGCAUUUUGACAAUUAAGAACAAAUUUUCCCCAAUUUGUUAUAUUAAUGACAUUUUCGCACUGAAUUGCCAUGGGAAUGUUCUUCUUGGAAAAAUAAGUUAAUGCAUUCUUUUAAAAUGAUCUUUUUAUUUUAAGUUCUAUUUAUAUUUUUGCAUUUUGACAAUUAAGAAAAAUCCACCCCCCCAAUUUGUGAUAUUGACAUUUUCAAACAAUUUAUCAAGAGAAUGAAAAAAAAAGAAAGAAAAUAAGUUAAUGCAUUCUUUCAAAAAUAAUUUAAUAAUAGGAUUUUUAAAUUCUAUUCUGUUUUGAUUUUGGAAAUCUCAUAAUUAGAACCUUUUGUAUUUUGCAUUCUGACGCUUAAGAACAAUUUCCCCCAAAUUUCUCCCAAUUCUUGAUAUUAAAGACAUUUUCUCAUCAUUCUUUCAACAAUAAUUGCUAGGAUGUUUGUAUAUUUGAAGGUGUAUUUUGUUUUGAUUGAAAAAAUCUCAUAAUUGUAAAGUACUUAAUAUACUAUGAAAUUUAUUAAACUGCCUUUACGCUUAUUUAAAUGAAAGUUUAAAAAAAAUACAUCUUUAUACAGUAAAAUAAUAAUGUAUUGCACAGUUAUGUUAAGAAAAAAAUGUAAAAGUCUGGAAAAUGUCUUACAGUAAUGAGAAUUUGGGGUUAAAAGGUGCAGAACUAUUAUGAAAAUAAUGUCAAAUUACUGUCUUAAAAUAUGCAUUACUAUCUUUAAGAAAAGUAAAGUUUCCUUUUUUUUUUUUUUGAGGUGAAAUAUGACCCAAACAUGUCACUUUUUGUGGGAUUCACUCAUCUUGUCUGUCCCAGCGGGCACUAGAGGAACGUUUUGUGUGAUUGGCGUGUUGAACUGGGGAAUCUGCACAUCUUAAACUCAUCACAAUGACACUAGUGUUGUGCUUUUUAUACGUCAGUAGAGGUGGACUGAGAGUGUCGUGUGUGUAGAUGUUGAUGUUCAGUUGGGGUUUUUCAGCACAUGAAACAUGACAGUGUGUGUUCAGUCUGUGUGCUUCUAUCUGCCCUCGGCAAUGUACAAGUUACACUUCAUGUGUACGACUAACUAACUAACUAACCAACUGCUGAUGUAGUGUGAGACUGUUUGAGGUGCCUUUUUUUGGUUAUUGCCGAAUCAUUGCCAGCUCAUUUUAGAAGAACACAAUCGUUAGUGAUGUUUCAGACUAGUUGUUCCCUUCACAUACUCAUUAACUGUACAAAAAUUUAAUAUGUUGACUAAUAAAUAUUUGGCAGUAACAAAA